GCCAGUCGCCUGGGACCCUCCAACAAAAGAGGGAGCCCCGACAGCGAGAUCGACGCGCACCGCGCACGCGGCCCGGACUGCGCCGCCCGGCGGGUCGCCCUCUUCGCGCAGACGAUGGAGCGUGGGGCAUUGGAUCCUGGCCGUCAGCUGCCUUUGCCAUCUGCAUCAACCUGCCAGCUUGUGUUUAAUGGCGAGCGGAAGGUACAAACCUUGGAGCCGUCUGCGUGGGCCGGGGCCGGGGCUGAAGCCAUGGACCACCUGAUGGACUCUCACAGUGCCCGGCUGCUGCGUCUGGAAAGGAGGAUGGCGGCCGCUGAGCAGAGAUGGGUUGGCUGUGAGCAAAGGGUGGCAGAGAUGGGCAACCAGCUGGAGAGCAAACUCGCCACGCUUGGGACCCUGUUUGAGGAGAACAGCCUCCUCCAGCAGAGACUGGAGAACCUGGAGAACCUGCUGAAGAACCGGAACUUCUGGAUCUUGAGGCUCCCUCCAGGUGUUAAAGGAGAAACCCCGAAGGUGCCGGUGACCUUCAGCGACGUCUCGGUGUACUUCAGCGAGCAGGAAUGGCAGAACCUGGACGAGGGGCAGAAGGAGCUGUACAAGGCCGUCAUGAGAAGCAACUACGAGAUGCUGGUCUCGCUGGACUACGCGGUUUCCAAGCCCGGGAUCCUGUCCCAGAUGGAGCAAGGGGAGGAGCUGUGCACCCAGGACCUGGAGGCCCUCGAGCGGAGGGAGGCGCCUCCGGACCCCAGCUGCAGGGGAGCCCCCGCCGUCGCUGUGGACGCUUCUUCCGGCAGUAGAGAAGCAGCCGGGGAGGAGGCGAAGCUGGUGGCCGACCUGGAGAGUUGCCGUGAAGCGGGCCUCGUCGAGAGGCCCGGCCUGGCCCUUCAGAUGUCCCAGCAUGACGUGGGGCUCCAGGUCAAGCAAGAACCAGAGGAAAUGCAGAUCAAGACAGAGCCCCUGUCGCCCGGCAGCCCCGACAGCGAGCCGUUCCUUCGCAUCUGCAUCAAGCAGGAGGAGGAAGAGGAGGAGGAGAGCCCGGACGAGCCGCAGGGUUUAGUUUCACUCGCCGCACACCAGAUGCUGCUGGAGCGCGAGGACCAGAAGCCGCGGCCCGCCCUGGGCCCGUGCGGGGAGCCCGUGCCGCCGAGCGCGCUGGAGGACCCCGAGCAGAAGGAGGCGUUCGCGCGGGGCUGCCUGGUCCAGUGCGGCAUGUGCAGCUUCAUCCACCAGGAGACGCUGGCCGACCACCAGUACAGCCGCAAGCGCAAGCUGCAGUGCACCGAGUGCAACCGCAGCUUCGCCUUCCAGGGGCAGCUGUCGCAGCACCUGCUCAGCCACGUGCGGGGGGCGCAGUUCCCCUGCGCCGAGUGCAACCUGUGCUUCUCCAGCCAGAAGGCGCUCGGCGUGCACGAGCGGGUGCACGCCGUGGACUGGCCGCUGCACUGCUCCGCCUGCAACCGCAGCUUCACGGACGCGGCGGCCUUCGAGCGGCACCAGCAGUCGCACGCCCCGGGCCAGGUGCGCCGCUGCCUGGAGUGCAACGUCUACUUCACGGACCCGGCGGCGCUGGCGGAGCACAAGCGCAUGCACUCGCAGGACUGGCCCUUCCGCUGCGCCCAGUGCGACCGCACCUUCGUGCACCAGGGGCUGCUGAUGGAGCACCUGCAGAACCACAGCCGGACGCGGAGCCGCCGGUGCCACAUCUGCGGCUCGUGGCUGUCCUACAAGGGGCUGCUGAAGCACAACCAGGCCCAGCUGUACCACUGCAAGAAGUGCAACACGGCCUGCCACGUCCAGGGGGCCGAGAAGGCCGGCGGGGGCGCGGGCAAGCCCGGCGAGGGCAGCUCCUAGGCGCCCCCGGCCUGGCUCUGGA
Varanus komodoensis (Komodo dragon) is the source of this 1873-nucleotide messenger RNA. RefSeq names its product zinc finger protein 398-like. Bases 115 to 1851 code for a protein of 578 amino acids. Lineage: Eukaryota; Metazoa; Chordata; Lepidosauria; Squamata; Varanidae. The transcript has 9 exons. Gene Ontology annotation, biological process: regulation of DNA-templated transcription. The record is from RefSeq and is a predicted model, not a curated record.